Beta vulgaris subsp. vulgaris (sugar beet) is the source of this 3282-nucleotide messenger RNA. RefSeq lists its product as hypothetical. The transcript is spliced from 3 exons. The record is from RefSeq and is a predicted model, not a curated record. Lineage: Eukaryota; Viridiplantae; Streptophyta; Magnoliopsida; Caryophyllales; Amaranthaceae. Bases 1871 to 3067 code for a protein of 398 amino acids.
AAGAGGGUAAUAUUGGAAAAAACUUUAUCUAUCCACCGGGUAGACUACCCACCCCUAAUUGAGAGUGUAAUAAGGAGUGAUAGUGGAAUCCAACUAAAUUUUAUUAAUUAUUUUUUAUUAACUUUAUUAGUAAUGGGUUAUCUACCCAGUGGGUUGAUGUAGCAAUGUCCGGUAAUAUUAUGUGUUAUCAUAGGGUUGAGGAAGGCUAUAAUUGGGUGAACAUAGCUGCACUGAAAAAAUUCGAAAGCAUUACCCCACCCCUCAUACCAAAUUACAUGUUUCAAAAAUGGUUUCUUGUUUCCCUUUCCAACACAAUCAUCUCAUACCAAACAUGCCUUAAGAGUUAAGGGGGUGAAUUUAUGUAAGUUACAAACCAAAGACAUAAAUCCACUUUAAAAUGUACUUCUGAGAUGAAUUUGGAAAACGCUCUUGGGUGUAAUUAUUACACCAUAGUUUAUGGUGUAACAACUUAGAAACCAUCGCUUCUUUUGUAAAAGGAAACUCAAAUGACAUGAAAUAAAUGACAUGAUGACAUGAAAUUCAGGUCAUUAUUUGUAUUGUCCAUGUCAUUCUUAUUGGAGUAUGUGUCAUUAUACAUGUUAUAAAAUAAGUUACAAAGACGCACUCAAAUCUUUUGUAAUAAUAUAAGCUAUGGAUUAUUCCAGAGUAAUUUUAACUAUGAGUAAUGCCUUCUUAAAUAAUUUCAAGUCGGUCAAAAAUUUGUAGUAUAUAUUAUGUCAUUUUUCUCUUCCCCUAGUCUCUAGUGUAACUAGCUUAAAGAUUCAUUACUAUGAGACUUCUUUUAAUCAGUUUAUUGUUCCAGGUUACAAAAUUAUUUUGACCCUUAAAUUUUGAUUAAUUACUCCCUCCGUCCUAUAAUGUAGUGCUUGUUUCUUUCUAACACGGUCUUCAAGACGUAACUUUGACCUUUAAUAUCUUCAAUUUCGUAUUAAUAAAUUAUAUAAAAGUUGAUAUAAUGAAACUACACAUUGAGACGAAUCUAACAAAAUUCCACAUGAAUAUGUUUUCUUAUCUCUAUUCUAUAUGGGAAGAGGGGUAGGACACCAAAAUAUUAGAAAUCCCAUUUUACCCUCAUUACAUCUCUAUUUUAACUACCUACUUUAAUUUAAAAUAAAAAAAAUAAAAAGGAAACUACCUAAUUAAUUUAAAAAUUUAAAAAAAGACAUUUCAAAAAAAAAGACCAUCAACAAUUCAAAUACCCCUAAUUUUAGAUAUAAUAAAAAUUUAAUUUAAUUUUCUACAUCCACUAAAAAAAUUAAUUUUCUACGUAUUUUCGCACGCAUUGUGUGCAUAUAAAAACUAGUAUAUACAAAUGAGAAUAUUCGGUCAAAGAUUUUAAAGUUUGACCUACCAAAAAUGAAGUAGGCACUAUAUUAUGGAACGGAGGGAGUAUGACACAAUCUAUGAUUGAAAUCAUUACGAAAGAUCCGACCAUAAUUAAAGUAUACCAGGGAGCUUUUUUCAAAAGGAUGAAACUAUUGAUCACUACAGGAUAUGCAUGCAGUCUGGGUAUGCUUUCUUUACAUCACAAGUUCAUAAUAUAGUAUAUGACUUACUAAGGGACAUAAAAAGAAAAGCCCAACAUUUCUCUAAAGAAGAUGCACUAACUCAUCUUUUUAUCUUCAUCUAUAAGGAAUCGUACUUCAUCCUUUCAGAAAAUUAACCAAUUCAAUAAUCAAAUUCACUUUGUAUGAAAAACAGAGCAAAGUUCCACAUAUUCUACAAUAAAGUACUAAAAAAACAAGCACUCAAAUUAAAGUUGAAUGGACCAUGCAUAUAUAUAUGUAAUAAGAUGAAUAAAAUCAAAGUCACAUAACAACUAAAGUUCAUAUCUUUGAAUUUUAAGAUAAUGUAUGUUACAAGGGGUCUAUCAUUGUACAGGAAAGACCCAAGUUCUUUAUCAAUUAGGCCACCAGAUUAUGCACCAAAUACUGGUGUUUUAGUUAUAACUGAUGAUGCAACAGAAGAAGAAGAUACUUAUUGUUGGGGUUCUUGUGAUUAUAAGAGGCUUAAAACUUUACCUUUUCCUCAAAACAAGAUCUUGUCAAUUGUUCAUUCAUCAGAUGUAAGAAAUUCAAAUGUUACUAAAGUUUGGUUUCUUCCAGUUGUUGCUGAACCUCUAUCUGCUCAUAGGUACUAUAUCAUCCGCGCCAAAGGCCAUCACAAAGGGAAAGCAUGCACAAGUUCAAAAAAGUCAGACAUAUGCUUCUGCUGCUACACAGACUUUAUAAACGAUAUAAAGCCAAGGCAAUUUGAUUAUAGAGACAUCUACCAACAGUUUGAGAUCCGUCGUUACCAUGGUGGUGGCUUCUACGCCAAGUCUGUUGCUUAUGAUGGUGUUCCUCCACGAUUCUUACGUAAGAAAGGGUGGGAGGUUCGUGUUCAUCGUUCGAUUCGAGGAAAUUUAGGUGAUGCAUUAGGCCUUGAUGAGUCUGUUCAAGCAUCUCUCCCUCCACCUCCAUCAUAUCCUCCACCACCACAAAAUCAACACAACGCGGUUGUUACUGGACGAUGGUAUUGUCCUUUCUUGUUUCUCAGGGAAGAGGCCAAGUUAUGGCGACAUAGGAAGAAAUCCAUGUUCUACGAGGUCACCUUGGAGCAAUAUUGGGAAGAGAUAUACAAGCGAGACAAUAGGGGCAAUGAAGAAGAUGAUGCCAUUGUUAUUGACGCGUUGGUAAAAAGAGAAGAGGCUUUCGUCUAUGGCACAGAAGCCAUGAUAGAAGUGAAUCCUAUGCUAGGAUUUGUUUGUUUCACAGUGCCUAGCACUUUGGGCAAUGGAAGUAAGGUAAGAUUAGUGAUGGGGUUAGCGGUGUUCGAAGCCAUGAAAGGCAUACAAAUUGAAAGAGGAUGGAUGGAAAAUCAAGAACAUGAUGUAAGAGUGGAGAGAGUUGAAGAGAUUGGAAGGAGUAGAAGAGAUAAUAUGGGAUGGAAAAGAUUUGGGUGCUAUGUUUUGGUGGAGAGCUUUCUUGUUAGGAGAAUUGAUGGGAUUUUGAUAAUGAAAUACAAUUUCAAGCAUACACAUAAGAUUCAAUGUAAAUGGGAUUGACUUGUAACAUUUCAUUUUGUAAGAAUAAUGUCCUUAGUGUACUUUUUUAUUUGGGCCUUCACUGGGAAUCUGUUGGUAGAAAAAAAGACCCUAUUAGACCAACACCCCGCUCAGGUCAGCCAGCCCAGCUAGUGUACAUAGAGUGAUAAGAGUUUGAUUUUCCUUUAUAAUGUAUACAUAUGCAUGCAUGUUUGAUUUAGACAAUUUUUUACUUA